Messenger RNA from Thlaspi arvense, 5133 nucleotides. The record is from the annotation of a GenBank genome assembly. NCBI's taxonomy places the organism in Eukaryota, Viridiplantae, Streptophyta, Magnoliopsida, Brassicales, Brassicaceae.
CUUCGAUUUGCCGUUUAAGCUGGUGAGGAACGGACAGCUACAAAACAAAACACAAAAAUUUGUCUUUGCUAUAAUCUUAAAAGGAACAAUGAAGCAGAGGAUUUCCUUCAUGGUCCUCUGUUUUGUCCUCAUAAGCUUUGGUGUUGCUUCAGUUUCAGCACAAGUAUGUAUGGACAAUGGGUAUUUCACACCCAACGGAACUUACGACGCAAACCGCCGUCUCAUCCUCUCUUCUCUUCACUCCAAAGUCACGGCUCAAAACGACUUCUUCUACAAGGGUUCUGUCGGGCAAGAACCGAACCGUGUCUACGCUAUAGCGAUGUGCAUCCCAGGAUCAACUUCAGAGGACUGUUCUGCUUGUAUCAAGGGUGCAUCUGGUGAAUUUGCACGCUGUCCUAACGAAACAAACGCGUAUACAUGGCCAGGUGAGCUCACGCUUUGCUACGUGCGCUACUCCAACACAUCUUUCUCUGGAUAUGCAGAUCUGGAGCCGCGUGUACAGUUCACCAACUCUAGAGAUCUAACCUCAAAUAAAACAGAGUUCAAAGAAAUAUGGGAAGAGUUAGUUCUUCGUAUGGCUGCUGCAGCCUCCAAAGCGAAAAGCUCACCCUCGUCUAGUGCUAACCAUUACGCAGCUGAUACAGCAGCCUUGACACGUUUCGAGGAUAUAUAUGCAUUGAUGCAAUGCACGCCGGAUCUUUCUACUCCCGACUGUGAAACUUGUCUUCGAGAAAGCGCAAGUGCCUACCAGUCAUGCUGUGGUCAGAAGCGAGGAGGCGUUAUUAUGCGGCCAAGCUGCUUUUUCCGUUGGGAUUUGUAUACAUACUCCAAGGCUUUUAAUCUUACGGUGGCUUCUCCUCCUCCUCCUCCUGCAGCCGACCGGGAAAACACGACUGACAAUGAAGAAGAUAGCAAAGGAAUCUCAGCUGCAAUUGUCGCCGAGAUUACCGUUCCAACUCUUGUUACCAUCUUGAUACUGCUUGUUCUUGCUUUUGUUCUAUACCGGAGGAGAAAACCAUACCAAAGAACUGAUGCUGGAUCUGUUACUGAUAUUUCAAGUGAAAGUUCAACUCAAUACGAUUUUAAGACAAUUGAAGCUGCGACAAACAAGUUUUCAAUGAGUAAUAAGCUCGGUGAAGGUGGAUUCGGCGAGGUUUACAAGGGUAAGUUUGCAAAUGGAACUGAAGUAGCUGUGAAGCGACUGUCAAAAAAUUCAGGACAAGGCACAAGAGAGUUCAGGAACGAGGCUGUUCUUGUGUCAAAACUCCAACAUAGGAACCUGGUUAGGCUUCUUGGAUUCUGUGUGGAAGGAGAGGAAAAGAUUCUCAUCUAUGAGUUUGUUCCCAACAAGAGCCUUGACUAUUUCCUGUUCGACCCUGAAAAGCAAGGUCAGCUAGAGUGGACUCAGAGGUACAACAUUAUUGGAGGAAUCACUCGAGGGAUUUUAUAUCUUCAUCAAGAUUCACAACUCACAAUCAUACACCGUGAUCUCAAAGCAAGUAACAUCCUCUUAGACGCUGCUAUGAACCCUAAAAUUGCAGAUUUUGGAUUGUCGACGAUCGUUGGAAUGGAGCAAACUCGAGGCAAUACCAACAGAAUUGUUGGAACCUACGGUUACAUGUCUCCAGAGUACGCAAUGCAUGGUCAAUACUCGAUGAAAUCUGACAUUUACAGCUUUGGAGUCUUGGUUCUCGAGAUUAUAAGCGGCAAGAAAAACAGUGGCCUCUACCAGAUGGAUGAAACUAGUACUUGUGGAAACUUGGUCUCCAACGCUUGGAGGCUUUGGAGAAACGGGACGCCAUUAGAGCUGGUGGAUCCUGCCACUGGAAGGAAUUAUCAGAGUGAUGAAGUCACUAGAUGCAUCCAUAUAGCACUCUUAUGUGUUCAAGAAAAUCCAGAAGACCGUCCAAUGUUAUCAACCAUCGUACUGAUGCUCACUAGUAACACAAUCACUCUACCAUUGCCUCGCUUACCCAAGUUUUAUCCACAAAGCUGGCGCAAACUGAACCAUGUCUUUCAAGGAUCAGAAUCUAUAGGAAGACCCGUUUGUUGUUCUGUUAACGAUGUGUCCAUCACUGAUUUGGAGCCUCGCUGAAGAUUGAAAGUAUUCUCUGUGUGCAGAUUUGAGUGAUGCUUGUACCUUGAGCAUUUCAUGUGGGUUUCUGCUUCUAUUAAAGAAAAUAAUUUUAAAAUAUACUUGUGUUGACCCACUUGAUGAUGAUACUGGGCUUUUUUUUUUUUUUUUUUUACAACUUCUUGAAAACCCAUCUCUACAAACUCUAACCGGAAAUCGAUCUCUAAUCAAACUUGUCGGAUUUCACCUCCGCCGUCAUUCUCAGAUUUUCGAAGAAGGAGACAAAAGACGACGAACCAGAUCGAAGCAAUUUGCAUCUGCCGAUGUGUUGAGCCAUUUUAUUGAUUCGCCAUUUUCGUAUUCCGAAGUUCAUUACAACCUUUUCAUCUGAUCCUUUUUACUUGAAUCGUGUUCUUUCAAGUUGAACAGGUGAAUCUUGCAAAGCCUUGGUGAUGAUAAAGACUUUUGUUUCUCCUUCUACUGGAUUUGGAUCUCAGAAACUCGAUUUUGACAGAUCUUGUAUGAAACUGAAGCCGAGAACAGUAAGCAUGGAGCUCACAAUCACUCAACCUGAUGACUGGCAUCUUCAUCUCCGUGAUGGUGAUCUUCUUCAUGCUGUUGUUCCCCACAGUGCGAGUAACUUUAGGAGAGCGAUUGUGAUGCCGAAUCUGAAGCCGCCUGUUACAACCACUUCAGCUGCUAUUACUUACCGAGAAUCUAUCAUGAAAGCUUUGCCACAUGGGAGUAGCUUUGAUCCACUAAUGACACUUUAUUUGACAGACAAAACCCAUCCUGAUGAGAUCAAGCUUGCCCGGGAAAGUGGUGUGGUUUAUGCGGUGAAGCUGUACCCUGCCGGAGCAACAACCAACUCUCAAGAUGGUGUCACAGACCUCUUUGGAAAAUGCUUACCUGUACUUGAAGAGAUGGUCAAACAAAACAUGCCUUUGCUGGUUCAUGGAGAGGUCACAGAUCCGAGUAUUGAUGUCUUUGACCGCGAGAAAAUCUUCAUUGAGACGGUUCUGCAGCCUCUAAUCCAACGCCUUCCACAGCUGAAAGUAGUGAUGGAACACAUCACUACCAUGGAUGCUGUGAACUUUGUUGAAUCUUGCAAAGAAGGGAAUGUGGGUGCAACAGUGACACCACAACAUCUCCUUCUCAACAGGAACGCUCUUUUCCAAGGUGGAUUACAACCGCACAACUACUGCCUUCCCGUUCUCAAAAGAGAGAUACACCGAGAAGCCAUUGUCAAAGCUGUAACUAGUGGAAGCAAGAAGUUCUUCCUCGGCACAGAUAGUGCUCCACAUGAACGGAGAAGAAAAGAAACAUCCUGCGGAUGUGCUGGUAUUUACAGUGCUCCCAUUGCAUUGUCUUUAUACGCCAAGGUCUUUGAUGAGGCUGGUGCGCUUGACAAGUUGGAAGCUUUCACAAGCUUCAAUGGACCUGAUUUCUAUGGCCUCCCGAGAAACUCGUCAAAGGUCACACUGAAGAAAGUUCCUUUGAAGGUUCCAGAGGCUUUCUCCUUCUCCUUUGGAGAGAUCAUUCCAAUGUUUGCUGGAGAAACCCUUCAAUGGCAACCGUUCUUCGAAUAAUUUAGUUGUUUGGAGUUUUCAAACAAUUUCAUCCCAAAAUCAGAGUAUCUGUUGUAUCUUUUGGAUUGGAUUUUCUUUUACGGCUGAGUUAUGCUCUGCAAUUUUUUUUGAGAAAUAAAAACAAGAUACUGAUCAAGAAUGUUAUCUUUUUUUCUUUAUUCUCCAUUGAAUCUACUAAUUGACAGUACAAUCCUCAAUCAGAGUGUGCUUGAUGCCUACUCUCUCCGACGAAGAUGUCCCAUUCUCGUAAACGCUUGGCAGAGUUGCUGUUUGGUCAACUCUAAAUGGACUCAUUGGCCAAGGAAGUAUAGGCUUUCCGGCGUACAGUUCACCUAUGACGCAGCCUGUGCUCCACAAGUCGAUACCAACACCGUAAUGAGAAGCUCCAAGCAAAAGCUCAGGAGGUCGAUACCACAGAGUCACAACAUUGGUUGUCAAGGGAACACUGUUGUGAGGAUCGAAGAAGGUCGAUAACCCAAAAUCCGCAAUCUUGAGGACUCCAUCACCGUUUAUGAGAAGGUUCGAGCUUUUUAUAUCCCGAUGAAGUACAUGAUUUGUGUGACAAUGAUCAAGCCCUCUCAAGAGCUGCGUUAUGUAGCAUUUAACCUGAUAGAGAAGAAGAGAGAUGUGAUUGAUGGCUGGGAAGCUUUUUGAGUCCAAGUGAUAAAACAGUACCUGAGGUUCUGAGAAUUCAACACCGAGUAAUGAAGAGAGUCCCAAGAGGUCAUGUUCCAUGUACUCAAAGAUCAUGUAGAGGAUAGAGGAAUCGUGGUCCACGAGCAUUAGCCCUUCUAGUUUAAUGACGUUGGGAUGAUCAAGCUUGCGCAGGAUUAUGAUCUCUCUGGCUAUACUCUUGGUGCUUUCUGAGUCGCUUAGAUCAAACCGGAUUCGCUUUAAAGCUACGGUCUUGUUACAGAGAAGGUCUCUAGCUUUGAACACCUUACUGAAUGUUCCUCCACCAAUCUGUUGCUUCUCGAAUUGAGAUUGACGGCGAGGAAUCCAACCGACAAGGGCUUCACCGGCGACGGAGAUAAGCCACGGUGGCCAACCGGAGGAAGCUAGUUCCGAUGAGCGAGGGUGAGAAUUAACAAGAACGCUUUCUUCUCUCUUGAGCUCCCUGGGACCUAAUUUAUCACUCAUAUCCAACAACUCUGCGACCUUUCGGGCUUGACCAUCAUCAGCUAUUCUUGUUUCCGAUGGAGGCAUGUGGAAGCGAGGACGGUACUCCGGCGACUCUUUUUUCGCCGGUUUCUUUUUCCGAGAAGAAAUGAUGCAACCCAUAUUGACAAAAGCUUGAAACACACGGCAGUGAAUGUGUUACAAAGUGGAUACAUUGUGAAUAUGAUGUUGAAGAGAGAGAAUAUAGAAAUUGCAAUGAAGAAACGCAAACUAAAAGAGGAAAUGUCUGAAAUCUGUACAGAACCAAAUUCGCCGGAAAGCGACAGGACUCAAAUCUAACUUUGGUGUGGC